Gymnodraco acuticeps is the source of this 865-nucleotide messenger RNA. RefSeq names its product transmembrane protein 17 (gene tmem17). Gene Ontology annotation, cellular component: ciliary transition zone. The coding region runs from base 80 to 634 and encodes 184 amino acids. Gene Ontology annotation, biological process: non-motile cilium assembly. The transcript has 5 exons. The record is from RefSeq and is a predicted model, not a curated record. Lineage: Eukaryota; Metazoa; Chordata; Actinopteri; Perciformes; Bathydraconidae.
CAGCGUACAUUGUGUUGAGGAAGGGGCGGUGUGUUUUCCCUCUGGUCAUGUUUGGGCUUAGCAGAAAACAUUUUACACCAUGGACCUGUCAGAGACCAUCAGAAAACGUUUAGAAGACUUCUCUCGGAAUGUGUUGUUCGACCAGAGUCGGUCUCGGCCUGUCGCCAGAGAGAAUGACACGUUUCUGCCACACGGCAAGAAGGUUCUGUCUAGUCUCCACCUCCAGAUGUCUCUGUACUUUAACAUGUGGUUCUUCCCCCUGUGGUGGAUCAGUGAAACUGUAAUGCUGCAACUCAAGUAUCCUGCCUUGCCAGACUACUACAAGUUCAUCCUCGUCACAGUUCUCAUCGUGAUGACUCUGAUCGAGGCCAUUAGACUCUUUCUCGGCUAUGCUGGGAACCUACAAGAAAAGGUCCCGGAGCUGGCUGGUUUUUGGCUGCUGAGCAUCCUGCUGCAGUUCCCACUAAUCCUCUUUCAGCUCUUCAAUGAAGCCAUUCUCAUUCAACCCUUGGAGAGGGGGGUUCACAUAGUUCUCGCCAUAUUCAUACUCACACAGGCCCUCUUUGGGUUUGUGGCGCUGCGGGACCUGGUCAGACACACAGAGAGGCAGUUUCAUCUCCGGCAGUUUGACUGAAUUAUGAAGCUGCGUGUCUACCACACAUCUGUAUGGACAUCUGUAUCUCCCAGACUCAGACAACAAAAAAUAAUGUGCCUUUUUUGGUAUUACAUGUCGUACAUGGUAACAUUUCUCACCUCAAUUGAGUAUCAAAGAGAACGUGAACGUAUUUAUUUUUAUAUUGUACCCACAUUAAUUGUAAUGUUUUUUUUUUUGUAGCUUUGCAAUAAAUGAAUCGUUUAAAACACA